Myxozyma melibiosi is the source of this 2295-nucleotide messenger RNA. RefSeq lists its product as uncharacterized. The transcript is spliced from 6 exons. The record is from RefSeq and is a predicted model, not a curated record. NCBI's taxonomy places the organism in Eukaryota, Fungi, Ascomycota, Lipomycetes, Lipomycetales, Lipomycetaceae. Gene Ontology annotation, molecular function: zinc ion binding. Bases 199 to 2061 code for a protein of 620 amino acids.
CUGUAGACAUCGGUACCUGAGCCUGUUUCCGUUCCCCAAAACAACCUGCGCGUAAGCCGUCUUCGCUUGGAUUUUUCUCAACCUUCCUCCAUCAACUCUCCAAAAAAUAUCCCACACGUCUCUCCUUAGUCCUCUCUUCAUAUACACGAAUUCACAGUGUCUUAUUCGUCUCCCGAAAGCUUACCCCAAGCGAAGAAGAUGAAGUUCAGUCUUGGCCAGGUGCUUGUGGCAGAAGAUGCCGACACGCUUGCCGAGCAACAUGCCCAGCUCGAGGCGAGCAUUGAAGAACACGCCGACAUUGCGGAGAAGGCGCGCGACGGGGACGAGGUGCUUGACGACAAGCUUUGCAUCGAGUGCGGUGAUCAGCCUGCUGAGCUGUUUUGCACAGACUGCGACGAGCAGUUUUGCUCGGUCUGCUUUGGAUAUCUGCAUAGAACGGGCAGACGAAAAACGCACAUCAUUAAAAAAUUCGAGGAAGAGAAAAGCGAAGACCCAGAAACUGCCCCGGACGCGUCCGCCAAAGAUCCAGAUGCAAUGUCCGUGAGCAGCACCGGCAUGGCCGCAGACGAUGCCGACGGAUCACUCGAGCUUCCCAACACCACGCUUACGACGCCGCCGGAGCCAAUAGUUAUCGUGUCUGCGGGAUCGCAGUCGUACGGCACUUGGCUGGUGUCGAGGGCAAAGUAUAUACCGUUACGAUUGACGCAGCAGGAGCGGAAGCUUCUCCGACUACUGGAGGCAGCGCUCAAUGUUUCAGAGUACACUGAUAAAGUCGACGUUCUUCUAUACUCGUCCAAGGCCAAGCGAAUCAUUGCGCAACUAAAAGAAGUCUGCUCGAUCCUUGCCGGACUAGUUGUGGCCACCGACAUGAAACUCGGUCAAGAAAUGUUUCAGGACAAGGACUUUGCGCGUAACGCCAAAUGGUUCAAAAAGAUCUUUGAGAUUGGCCGGCGAUAUAAGAUUAUGAAUCCCGAGAAGAUGCGGGAUAGUUUUGGAAAAUUGAUGUACAUGGUUAUGGAUUCUCGCCUGCCUGAAAUCGAGCAAGUUAUGGAAUUCGACUUGUACAUGCCAGUCGUGACCGUGCACUCCUUCCUUGAAUCCCGCGACUGCCUCUCGCUCCUGGAAGACAACCUAGUCGUGCAAGCCACAGCUGAGAUCUAUCCCGAGCACAAGAAGCGAUCGCAAGUCCAGGCCGAGAUCAGACAAAAGGAGAAAGCGAUCGAGACCCUGGCCAAGCGGUACUAUAAACCGGGGGUGAUCACACAGGACGAGAUUCGGCAGUGCUUGUAUUCGAUUGGUGAUAACCAUUCGUAUCUGCGAGCGAAUAAGAAUCCGGUGGAGAAAAUGCUAAAGUAUCUGCAGACUCAUUUCCAUCCGGAUAAGAUAGAGAAUGAGUAUAACCUUGCCAUUUCGUACGGCAAAGGCGGUGCGCGUUUGUCGCACAAUCACGAAAAACAGUUUUACUACGUCAACCAAUCAUUGACGCUGUGGUCGAUCAUCAUGAACGACAUGUUCAUGCUCUGGUCUCUCGCCGACCAAGACCUUCUCUCGACCCACGGCCGCUACCGCCUAAUGGACACCGGCCAAGGUCUCAACCGCGUGCAAUCCUGCCCCGCCGUCAGCCGCGCCAUGCAGGCCGUCAUCUCGCAGGCCCAGCGCCGCGCCAAAUCCUGGAUCGGCUCGAGCGUCGUGCAUCUCGGCGACAGAUCGGUCCCGAACGCAUGGUUCUUCCUCGACAAGUACCUGCAGGUGCCCAUGAUCCUCAACCCGCUCGAGCGCGUCAUCUCCGAGAUCGACGUCGUCACGCGCGACCCGUUCGUGUAUACCUGGAUCGAGACGCAAUUCGGCGGCGUGGACGAGCUGAAAAAGACGAUACUGUCCGAUUUCUUCAAGCACGCGUUCGACGGCUCCGGCGCGGAUAAUUUCCAGGAAGCAGGGUCUUGCAUCGACGGCCGUCUUACCAGUGCCUGGAACUGGGCUAACUCAAUCUCAAAAAAGCCGUAUUACAAGGUCCUCGUGCUUUGCGGAUUCACCGGAUUCAACGGCAGCGAUGGCUUCUAGUUGGUUUUCCAUGUCAUUUUGUCAUUUUUGGUUUUAGAUAUCUAGACAAGGCUCGUGUUAUUCAAUUUUGACUCGGCAUUUAAUCUCUUUCUUUUAUUAUCUUUGUUGUUUUUAUAGAAUAUGGUGUCCAGAUCUGUAAAUACCAAUCAUGUCACUCAAACGUUUUAAUCAAAGAAAUGAAAAAGCUACGUCUACGUCAUUAAAACGCACUUAAGCCAUAUAGAUAGAAAUACC